CCCCCAACAUCCUCCCACCCCACCAUGGCCGCCCUGCCCGCCUCCCCCUUCCCGUGGGACCACACCUGGAACUACACCUGGAACGACACCUGGAGCAGCUACAACUUCACCUACGACGACUUUCUGGACCUGGGCCCCGCCGAAAUCCCGCCGGGCCACCGGCUGGCGCUGGCCCUCUACGCCGCCAUCUUCCUGCUGGGCGUGCCGGGCAACGGCGCCGUGCUCUGGGUGACGGCGGCCGAGCUGCGCCGGACGGUCAACGGCGUCUGGUUCUCCCACCUGGCCUUGGCCGACCUCCUCAGCUGCCUGGCCCUGCCCUUCCUGGCCUUGCCCUUGACCGCCGACCACCACUGGCCGCUGGGCGGCGUGGCCUGCAAGGUGCUGCCGUCCCUGACGGUGCUGGCCAUGUUCGCCAGCGUCCUGCUGCUGACGGCCAUCAGCGCCGACCGCUACGCGCUGGUGGCUCGCCCGGUGUGGUGCCACAACCGCCGCACGCCCGCCUUGGCCAACGCGGCGUGCGCCGGCGCUUGGGCCUUGGCCGCCGCCUUGACCGCGCCGUCCUUCGCCUUCCGCGCCGUCCGGCUGGACCAUUUCUCGGCCAAAGCCACCUGCGUGCUGUCCUACGCCGCCGUCCGGCAGCACCAGCGCGCCGCCGAGCUGGCCACCGCCCUGGCCCGCUUCCUCUGCGGCUUCCUGGCGCCGUUCGCCGUCAUCUCGGCGUGUUACGGGCUCCUCCUGCGCCGGGUGCGGCAGAGGGGGUUGGGGAGGUCGCCGCGGGCCACCAGGACGGUGCUGGUGGUGGUGGUCAGUUUUUUCGUCUGUUGGUUGCCGUACCACGUGGUGGGGUUGGUGCUGGCGGCCGGCGCGCCGGGCACGGCGGCGUUCCGCGGCGCUCAGGCCGCGGACCCGGCGGUGGCGGGGUUGGCGUACGUCAACGGGUGCGUGAAUCCCGUCAUCUACCUGGCCAUGGGGCGGGGCCUGGGGAGGGUGAGGCGCUCGUGGAGGGCGUUGCUGAGGGGGGUGCUGAGCGACGACCCCACGAGCGCGGCCGGGGACGGCAGGGGACGGAGCGUGGCCACGGCGGAGGAGCAGAGCGAGGGCACGGCGGUGUGA
This is a messenger RNA of Oenanthe melanoleuca, 1113 nucleotides long. RefSeq names its product complement C5a receptor 1 (gene C5AR1). Gene Ontology annotation, molecular function: complement component C5a receptor activity; G protein-coupled receptor activity. The record is from RefSeq and is a predicted model, not a curated record. The transcript has a single exon. Gene Ontology annotation, biological process: positive regulation of cytosolic calcium ion concentration; complement receptor mediated signaling pathway; inflammatory response. Gene Ontology annotation, cellular component: plasma membrane. The coding region runs from base 25 to 1113 and encodes 362 amino acids. Lineage: Eukaryota; Metazoa; Chordata; Aves; Passeriformes; Muscicapidae.